GGAGUUACGUCUGUUGAUCAGAUUAAAUGUGCGGUAUUGCCAUAAGUAAUGUGCUGCCGUGGUGGAGUGUUCUAUCAUAAUGUGCGAUCUGAGUCGCGUAUAUUCCUGUGAUGAUGUCUACAGAAAGCACUUGACUGCAUAGAAGGCUGCCCUGGAGGACCCUGAGAACUCUGAAUGAAGUAACCCUGCAGGAGUCAGGACGCGGACUGACACUUACUCACGCCGGAAUGCCGUAUUGAAAGAAUCACGUUUAGAAUGGAAGUGAGCACCACAGCGGGACCGGUCCGGAUAACGCGUUCUCUUACCUGAGUGCCCCCUCACCUUUACAAUGCCACGCCGGAAAAGAUGCCGGCUCAUGGUAUGCAGGUUGCGGUGUGUGGUGUUGACUGCUCCCCUUGCGCUCUUUGUGAUGUUGGUAACACUGCUGGACCCGUUGUCAACUAAGUACGAGGAAAACAAACAUGAGUUUUACGAGCACGUCUCACCUCGGUUCGUGGACUUGGAGGAGAUUCUGCAGGACGAAGUGCAAAUGGAUAAGGAUGGACUGUCGUCGUGGAGUUCCUUCAGAGAAGACCAGCUCCUAGUUGUUCAUUCAGAUGGCAAAUUAAGCACGCACGAUGGUAAAAGGGGCAACUAUAAGAUGCUAAAAACUACAGUCCAGAAGAAAGUGGACAGCUGGGUGUUGACGCUCGGAAAGACUACGAGCCCAAUGCACGUUACAGUGAACGAGCUCGGCGCCGAGUCGCCAGCGAGGAUGCUCCGGGUACGCGAGGUGCCCAACGAGCUCCUUUCUCUUCGCAGAAAGCUUCCUGACCUGCGACACACAUUGUGUCCUGUUAAUCAUGACAUUUCAAAGUUACCUACUACUAGUAUCAUCAUUUGUUUUCACAACGAGGCUCUGUCAACCCUUCUGAGGACAGUAUACAGCAUCUUGGAAACAGUACCAAAGAGUCUUCUACAAGAAGUAAUUCUAGUGGAUGACCUCAGCCAGCAAGCUUAUCUCAAGACUACUUUGAGUGAGUACAUUUCCAGACUAGAACGUGUCAAACUGAUCAGGAGCAACAAAAGGGUUGGAGUUAUUGGCGGCCGUCUGCUGGGAGCAGCACGAGCAUCAGGAGAUGUGCUAGUAUUUAUGGAUUCCCACUGCGAAUGUCCCAGGGGGUGGCUGGAACCUCUGCUUACACAAAUAGCUGAUGACAGACAUCGAGUGGUAGCUCCUGUAUUAGAUGUCAUUGACUUGAAGUCCUUUCAGUACUUGCAAAUGAUUGAUCAGCAAAGAGGAGUAAUUGAUUGGAACCUGGAUUUUCACUGGGAGCCAUUACCUGUGUCUCAAACGGAGAAAGAACGAUCCCCCAUCAGCCCUAUCAGGAGCCCUAUUUUGCCUGGAGGAGUACUAGCCAUUGACAGACAUUACUUCCAGAAUAUUGGUGCAUAUGAUCCUGAUUUGUCCAUUUGGGGGUUAGAAAAUGUGGAGUUGUCCAUCAGGGUUUGGCUGUGUGGAGGCUCCCUGGAGAUCUUGCCUUGCUCUCGAGUUGGACAUUUGAAUAAUGAAAAUGUCUCUGAUGCUCUUCCUGAUGAAAGAACUCUGCUGAAGAAUAAAGUCCGAGUAGUAGAGACAUGGUUGGACAGUUUCAAGGAAAUUUUCUACAGGCGUGACACUGCUGCCUACCUUGCUAGCAAAGCUGAAGACACCAACAGCACUGAGAGGCUGAACCUACGCAGAAGAUUAGAAUGCAAGAACUUUGACUGGUUCCUGAAAAACGUUUACCCAGAGCUUUAUAUUCCUCAAGACAGGCCUGGCUACUCUGGGCAACUAUUGAAUGUGGGCACUGGGUACUGCGCAGAUGUCAAGACCACCUGGGAUGCAAUUGGAUCUCCAGUUCAACUUUCUACAUGCACUGGCAAUGGCAGACAGCACUGUGAAUACAACAACAUGAAAGAAAUCCGUUGUGGAUCAUCUGGACAAAAAUGUUUUGAUGUCAAAGAGGAAAAGGUGAUCUUAACCAAUUGCACUUCAGAGGAGAAAACUCAAUGGGAUGUGCAGAAGGACGGACACAUUUUCCAUAUUGUUUCUGAGAAAUGCCUUGAGGUGGAGGAUAGCAGAGGUGUGAAAGGCCUGUUUCUACACCAGUGCAGUCAAGCUGCCAGCCAGCAGUGGCGGUUUGAACAACUGGUGUUCACAACCAAAGGCUAAUGUGCCCGUUUACUCUCCAUGAGAGAGGAGAUGAACCCAUACAUGUCUUCUACGGAAGAACACCAAAGCAAAGUAAAAAAUGACUGCAUUCUUAAAGGGGGAAAUGUUCAGAAAUAACUGCUAAGAGGACAAUGAUCAAGUUAUUAAGAAUGCAAGAGCUGAAGUAUUCACUCUGGUUAUGAGUGUGCUUUUCUAGCAUAUAAGAAUUGAUAACUAAAUAGGAAAGCAUUCCGUAUUAUUCAUAUAGUCACAGGAAGUAACAAAGGGCCUUUUGAAAACAGUUUUAAGUACUAAAAGAUCUGCUGAACUUCUCUAUAUUUAAUUACAGAGAAUUAUAGAGAUAAAUAAAUGUUUAUUUGA
Molecule: messenger RNA, 2554 nt
Organism: Erpetoichthys calabaricus (reedfish)
Lineage: Eukaryota; Metazoa; Chordata; Cladistia; Polypteriformes; Polypteridae
Product: polypeptide N-acetylgalactosaminyltransferase 15-like
Exons: 10
Coding region: 329-2194 (621 amino acids)
Cellular component (GO): Golgi apparatus
Source: RefSeq, a predicted model, not a curated record